CCAGCUUGACUUGAUCCGCUCAAAGGACUCGGGGAGAUUUUCUCCGGCGAUCCGCGUCCAGUCACGGCGAGGCCGAACCGUCCAGCAGGAUCCAUCCGACGUCUAGAGGGCUGGAGCUUCACCGGGAGUCAAACGGCGGAUGGUUUUGUCUCCAGGCGGGGGACCUGGAAGCCCCGGCCCGCGGCGGGAGCAGGGAGGAGGCCCCGACGCCCCCUUGUUCUGACCCAGAAAACAGCACCGACCGCCGGCCUACCUGUCAACUAAAGGCCGGCUAGCUACUGGCCACCCGGAGCUCGCAGGGCGGCAGAGGAGGGCGGUUAACGGGACACAUUUGCCCGUUAGGACGGGUUUUUGUUCUGAUUGGACUCAUUAAUUAAUCUGAGACAUUUAAACUGCGACCUUCUGCUGCUAGCUCCGGGCUAGCUGUCCCAGUUAGCUUCUCUCCCGGCUCCUGAGCGGGCACGGACGAGUCCGGUACCGGUACCGGUCCUUUCUCAUCAUUCACGGAGCUCACCGGACACGUCCAUCAUGGCCGCCGCCUUUUUCAAGGAGAUAGUCAGCAGGAAUAAGAGACGGUACCAGGAGGACGGGUUCGACCUGGACCUGACCUACAUUUAUCCAAACAUCAUUGCGAUGGGGUUUCCCGCCGAGCGUCUGGAGGGUGUCUACAGGAACAACAUUGAUGAUGUUGUACGGUUUUUAGACUCGAAGCACAAGAAUCACUACAAGAUCUACAACCUGUGUGCGGAACGACAUUACGACACAGCAAAGUUCAACUGUCGAGUCGCUCAGUACCCGUUUGAGGACCACAACCCGCCCCAGCUGGAGCUGAUCAAGCCGUUCUGCGAGGACCUGGACAAGUGGUUGAGCGAGGACGAGCAGCACGUGGCCGCCAUCCACUGCAAGGCGGGAAAAGGUCGCACCGGCGUCAUGAUCUGCGCCUACCUGCUGCACCGUGGCAAGUUUCAGGAGGCACAGGAGGCUCUGGACUUCUACGGAGAGGUCCGCACGCGGGACAAGAAGGGCGUGACCAUCCCCAGUCAACGGCGUUACGUCAUCUACUACAGCUUCCUGUUGAGGAACCAGCUGCUCUACAAACCUGUCGCUCUGCUCUUCCACAAGAUGCUGUUUGAAACCAUCCCGAUGUUCACCGGAGGAACCUGCAACCCUCAGUUCGUCGUGUACCAGUUAAAGGUGAAGAUUCAUACAUCUAGCUCCGCCCAUACGCGGCGUGAAGACAAACUGAUGCUGUUCGAGUUUCCUCAGCCACUUCCUGUCUGUGGCGACAUCAAGGUGGAGUUCUUCCACAAGCAAAACAAGAUGAUGAAGAAGGAAAAGAUGUUCCACUUCUGGGUCAACACGUUCUUCAUCCCCGGGCCAGAGGAGAACCUUGACAGGCUGGAGAAUGGCAGCGCCGGGACACCAAGGGAACCGGCUGACAGGAUGUACCAGAACCAGAACCUGGGGACAGUGCCGGGAGGAGAGACCAGUGACCGGGACUACCUGGUUCUGACAUUGACCAAGAACGACCUGGACAAGGCCAACAAGGACAAGGCCAACAGGAACUUCUCCCCCAACUUUAAGGUCAAACUGUUUUUCACAAAGACGGUGGAGGAAGGAGCGAACUGUGACACAAGCAGCACGUCGGCCUCUGUGACGCCGGACGUCAGCGACAAUGAACCGGAUCACUACCGGUACUCUGACACGACGGACUCUGAUCCGGAGAACGAGCCGUACGAAGAGGACCAUCAGAACCAGAUCACUAAAGUCUGACACACACACACACAUACACACACACACACACACAUACAUAUACACACAUACACAUUCACACACACACACACGGUAUGAACUGGACUCAGAUCAGCUGAUCGGGUCUAGAACCAGUCCUGAUCCAGUCUGUGGACUCUGAAGAGCUCAGAUCGGUGUGUGUCAGCUGAUCCUCCCUCCCCCCACAAUCUUCUGCUUGAUGCUGGACAAUCACAUGACCUGACGGUCGGAGGUGAGGAGGGCAGGGCUGAACAAGUGGGCGGGGUCAAGUGGACAGAAUGGACAGAUUUCAAAAUAAAACUUUAAAACUUGAAUAUAAACAAACUGAAAGACGAGUAGGCUUCUUUAGUGUUGACCCACAAUCCCCCUGUUUGGCUGCCCACAAUCCCCGUGUCAGAAUGACCUCCAUGUCUCAGUCUGUGGCGAGCUCCUCUCUCUGCGUGCAACUCGGUCAGAUCAUGCCGGACUCUUCAGGUCCUCACAAAUCCACCUGGACCCACAUCUAUGAUAGAUCCACCUGGAUCUAUAAUAGAUGUGGAUAUGUGAAAACCAGCUGAGAUAAAUCCAGUCUGUACCUGCUGUAAACACCGGAACUCCACUGCGCUCGGCUCUGAGAGGUUCAAACAAAACAUUCAAACCAGCAGACAGCAUGAUACCUGUUUCAUCAGGUUGUUCUAACAGUAAGAUGUCUGCCGAUGUCCACUGACAGUGAAACGAGCCGGUCUGAGUGUAGAAUCGAUGUUUGGUUUGUCAUAUUUGAACCAGGCUGAGCCGGUUCUGGCUGGUCGGGACUGGGCUGAGGCAGCACACAGAGAGAAGCCUAUCUGAAUGUGAUGAUGAGAAACAAUCACCUCCUGUUGAACAGGUCUGGUCCGACUGUGAACAAACUGAAGGAUCCUGGUCAGUCCGACUCUUUGGGGGUGCUUGGUUUUGAUGUGCAUUGGAAGACAGGUGGGCUGGGUUUGCACACACUUGCUCGGUGCUGGUGGUGUGCUAGUUCUGUUGAAAGUCCUAUAGCUCAGAGUCUCUUAACCUCGAGGUCCGGAUGAGGCCUUGUGGAUAUCGAUGGUGGUGCACCGAGCUACUAAGCUGGGCCGCUUCCAACAGGUUUCAUGACCACAGCCGGUUCUGAGAGUCCCGAGGUUUGCCUCGUAGGGUCGGCGCUCUGUAACUAUGACUCUGUCCAUAGAUCCUGAAUCAUUUACUCACUUCUUCUUGGAGAUUUUAAACAUUAGAUUGUGUAACACCAGUUUUGGGAUCACAUCAUCAUGAGCAGCUUCAAGGCUUCACAGAGACCCGUGAACCUUCAGGUGCUCUGAUCCGUCAAGAUUGAAGGUCGUCGUCUGGGCUUUGAGAUCUGACUCAAUGUUGGAGGUUUCAACAGACUUUGAAGGAUUGCUGUGUUGCUGCUGUUUUACAGGCUCAGUUUGAAGGUUUGUUUGUUUCUCUCGUUACAGUCAGGUUAAUCAGUCAAAUUUAUUGGAGCAUUCUCCAGAUGUGGGUAGAAGUUUUAGUCCUGAUUUCCGUCCUAACAUUUGGUGCUACUUCCUGUCAUUGGCUCUGCGUUGGUCCUGUAGUUACUGGGUGUUCAUCAUAGGUUUCAACAUUCUGGAUCGGGUUUUGAAGUUCCUGUUGUCAGCCCCGUAGACCUGAUCACACAGGAUGACGUCGUCUUUAUCAGGCCCAGCAGAGGGCAAAGUUCAACUCUUAAAUAAGUCAUUAGAAGUACAAGAAGUUGCCACUGAUCCAAUGCGUCCUGUGUGGUCACAUCUUGAGGUUUUAAGCUUUUGUAGCCUUGUGCUAACAGCUAACCAGGCCUACAGGUCAUCCUGUUGGAUUGAAGGUGCUAAGCUAAGCUAGCUGAUGCUGAGCCUGUAGUCUGUCUGUGGUGCUCUCGACCAGCCACAAGUGUUCGUCCAUCUUCGACUCGUGGCGUGGAGCAGCUGUCAUCAGAGCGGCGAUCUGUCCAGAGGCUUUAUUUGUGUAGCUGUGGCUAUUUUACAGCAACAACACUUCUGUCCUCAAACCCUGUUAGGUGCUGUCAGGCCUAGGCUCACUUCCUGUCAUCAACCCUUUCAGACAUGACUGGUGUGUCGACUGAUGUGGACUCCAGAACCAGCAGUUAAAGUUCAGUUUGGUUCGGUCAGGACACUGUUUAAAUGUAUCUAAUGAGGCUGAACCAGUUCUGUCGGUGCUGUGGUAACUUUGGCACAUCAGGAGUCGAGUCGAGGCACCAGAAUCUCAAACUAGUUGACUGGUUGAUACUUCCUUUAACUGAAAUACCACUGAGUGUCUUGUUGAGCGGCGGUCAUGUACUGUACAUACUAGUUCACUGGUUUCAGGUGUUUGAGGCCGGGUAGGUGCUGUCCACGUCUGUUUCAGGUGCUCUACCUUUUUCUUUGGACCUUUUUAUAGUUGUUGGUCACGGCAGCACAUCCUCGUUCAGCUGUGUCAGGUCCAUCUGGACACAAAUAUGAAAGUUAACAGAACCAGAACCAGCGCCGAUCCAGAAAGACGAUUUUCUCCUGAACUCAGAUUUGACUUAAUUAGACAUCAGAUCCAAAGUUUCCAUCAGAUGUUUGAAGUUCCGGCAUGUAUCCAGAAAGAAAACAGACAAGACAAAGAAUUUGUAAAAACAUCCAUUGUAAUGUUCCGACAUUUCAAAUCUGUGACUGAAAUCAGCCGAGUGUGACCCCAUAGAGGAACCUUAAACUUAUUGCUUUUAAUAAAACUUUACUAAAUCUACCUUUUGAGAAUUACAAUUGACGUUACAACUUGUUGAUGAUGUUAUAGACAACCCUUUCAGCGGUAAAUCUUCGUUGUUGUUUCAAUUCUUUGUGUUGAUGUCAAAUUACAAACCUGCCAAAUGAAGCUCAGACUUUUAUUGAAUGUUUUAAUUGUUGGGUAGUUUGGAGAUGACACGGUAAACACCGUCUAUGGUAACAGUAAUUGUGGUCCGUGUUCAUGAUAAACACAGUCUAUGUUCAUGUCCUGCUUCUUGCCUUAAGGUGUCACAUCAGCUCUCCGUCCUGUCCACGCAGUGUUUCUGGUGAAGGUAAACUCACCUUGAAUUUGUGGUUUUGGCUUUUAUUGAAGUGAAUGAGACAGGAAGUCCUCUUAGGACCGAGGCACCAGGUGAUCGUACCGUGACUCGACGGUUCCUCUUGAGUCGUGUACAUGAACCACCUCUACUGUCUGUAAAAAAAACAACAGAGGACGGUUCGGUUCUGGUCGGAUCUUGUUGGGGCUCUCUGAUGACAGUUGGUUAAAUAUCCCGUUCGUUGCUGCUAAGCUCCGCCACCCUAAGUUGUGGUUGCUAUCCUGUCGAUCUUUACAAUGAUAACGGUAAUCUUCAGGUAAAUGUUCCGACAGGUGGUUCUUGUUGGUUCUUGUACACGGUUGUGAUUCAGACUCUUUCAUGGAGCGGUUCAGUUUGAGCCCGGCAGUCCAGAAUUUGUGUUCAUGAUUGUCGUGUUUUUAUCUGUCAACUCAUUUUUGUACUCCGACAAACAGAAUCUCAGCAGAACUCCGGCCCGGAUCAUCAUGGAUCAACAUUUCACGUUAAACUGACCCCCCCGGUUCUUUUCUUCUGUCCCUCUCGUUUUAUAAUGAAAUAAGAACACUGUAAAGGUGAAUAAACUAUUUAUAAACA
Larimichthys crocea (large yellow croaker) is the source of this 5422-nucleotide messenger RNA. RefSeq names its product phosphatase and tensin homolog B (gene ptenb). Gene Ontology annotation, cellular component: nucleus; plasma membrane; cytosol. The coding region runs from base 529 to 1773 and encodes 414 amino acids. The transcript has 9 exons. Gene Ontology annotation, biological process: phosphatidylinositol dephosphorylation; negative regulation of cell population proliferation; protein dephosphorylation. NCBI's taxonomy places the organism in Eukaryota, Metazoa, Chordata, Actinopteri, Sciaenidae. Gene Ontology annotation, molecular function: protein tyrosine phosphatase activity; phosphatidylinositol-3,4,5-trisphosphate 3-phosphatase activity; inositol-1,3,4,5-tetrakisphosphate 3-phosphatase activity. The record is from RefSeq and is a predicted model, not a curated record.